GUGCACCGGGCGGUCGCACAGUGAGUGACGCGGUUGGCAGUGGUCGCAGAGGGUUAGCAGUAGGUUCGAGGAAGGCCGGAGUCCGCAGACAUGGCGCAGUACAAGGGAGCAGCCAGCGAGGCCGGCCGGGCCAUGCAGCUCAUGAAGAAACGCGAGAAACAGCGGGAACAGCUCGAGCAGCUAAAGCAGAAAAUCGCCGAGGAGAAUGUCGUCAAAGCAAAUAUCAACAAGAAAUUCUCAGCUCAUUACGAUGCUGUGGAGGCGGAGCUUAAAUCCAGCACUGUGGGUCUGGUGACUCUUAAUGACAUGAAGGCCAAACAGGAGGCCCUAGUGAAAGAGCGAGAGAAGCAGCUUGCCAAGAAGGAGCAGUUUAAAGAUCUCCAGCUGAAACUGGAAAAACAGAGGGAGAGAGAGCGGAAAAAAGAGCAAAAAAGGAAGAUUGCCAGCUUGUCCUUCAACCUAGAGGAGGAUGAGGAAGAUGAAGAUGAAGAUUAUGAGGAGGAGGAUGAUGAUGAAGUAAUAGAUAAAGAGCUGCCAAAAAAGAAAAAGAAACUGGGAAAAAAUCCUGAUGUAGACACAAGCUUCCUGCCAGACAGAGACCGGGAGGAGGAAGAAAAUAAACUUCGUGAAGAACUCCGGCAAGAAUGGGAGCGCAAGCAGGAAAAGAUUAAAAGUGAAGAAAUUGAAAUCACAUUUAGUUACUGGGACGGCUCAGGGCACAGGAGAACAGUGAAGAUGAAGAAAGGAAAUACCAUCCAGCAAUUUCUGCAGAAAGCUUUGGAGAUUCUACGCAAGGACUUCAGUGAACUGCGAUCAGCUGGUGUGGAACAGCUGAUGUACAUCAAAGAAGAUCUAAUCAUUCCUCAUCACCAUAGUUUCUAUGACUUCAUUGUGACAAAGGCCAGAGGCAAGAGUGGUCCCUUGUUUAACUUUGAUGUCCACGAAGAUGUCCGGCUGCUGAGCGAUGCCACUGUGGAAAAAGACGAGUCGCACGCUGGGAAGGUAGUUCUACGCAGCUGGUAUGAAAAGAACAAACAUAUCUUCCCAGCAAGUCGGUGGGAACCGUAUGACCCAGAGAAAAAGUGGGAUAAAUACACGAUUCGGUGAUUCCGUUAGCUGCUACCUGUGUCCUCGCAGACUGCACAGCAUAGACUUCCUGUUUCUGCGUUUUGAAUACAUGGUUCACUUG
Molecule: messenger RNA, 1189 nt
Organism: Pelobates fuscus (common spadefoot toad)
Lineage: Eukaryota; Metazoa; Chordata; Amphibia; Anura; Pelobatidae
Gene: FAM50A
Product: family with sequence similarity 50 member A
Exons: 13
Coding region: 91-1107 (338 amino acids)
Biological process (GO): chromatin organization
Cellular component (GO): nucleus
Source: RefSeq, a predicted model, not a curated record